GCCCAGACUGAGCCGGCACCGACUUCACCACCAUGUUCAAGGGGCUGAGCAAAGGAUCCCAGGGAAAGGGGUCCCCCAAAGGCUCCCCAGCCAAGGGCUCCCCCAGCAAGCACAGCCGGGCUGCCACCCAGGAGCUGGCCCUGCUCAUCUCUCGCAUGCAAGGCAAUGCUGAUCAAGUGGAGAGAGACAUCCUGGAGACCCAGAAGAGGCUGCAGCAGGACCGGCAGAACAGCGAGUGCAGCCAGCCCCUGCAGCACCGGCAGGAGACGGGCCGCAACCUGAAGGAGGCGGAGACGCUCCUGAAGGACCUAUUCCUGGACGUGGACAAGGCCCGGCGGCUCAAGCACCCACAAGCCGAGGAGAUCGAGAAGGACAUCAAGCAGCUGCACGAGCGGGUGACCCAGGAGUGCUCCGAGUACCGUGCCCUGUAUGAGAAGAUGGUGCUACCACCCAACAUGGGGCCCAGGGUGGACUGGGCACGCACGCUGGAACAGAAGCAGAAGCAGGUGUGUGAGGGCCAGUACGGGCCAGGCAUGGCUGAGCUGGAACAGCAGGUGGCUGAGCACAACAUUCUUCAGAAGGAGAUCGAGGCCUACGGACAACAGCUGCGGAGCCUCGUGGGGCCGGACGCAGCCGCUAUCAGGAGCCAGUACCAGGACCUGCUGAAGGCGGCCUCGUGGCGCGGCCAGAGCCUGGGCAGCCUCUACACGCACCUGCAGGGCUGCACGCGGCAGCUCAGUGUGCUGGCCGAGCAGCAGCGGCGUAUCCUGCAGCAGGACUGGAGCGACCUCAUGGCAGACCCCGCAGGCGUGCGGCGGGAGUACGAGCACUUCAAACAGCACGAGCUGCUGAGCCAGGAGCAGGUCGUGAACCAGCUGGAGGAUGACGGGGAACGCAUGCUCGAGCUCCGGCACCCAGCCCCCGGGCCCAUCCAGGCCCACCAGGAGGCCCUGAAGAUGGAGUGGCAGAACUUUCUGAACCUGUGCAUCUGCCAGGAGAGCCAGCUGCAGCACGUGGAGGCCUACUGCCGAUUCCAGGAAGAGGCCGGCUCCGUCAGCCAGACCCUGGCGAAGCUCAGCUCCAACCUGGACACCAAGUACAGGCCUGCUCCAGGGGACCUACCUGGCGCCCGCACAGAGCUGCUGCAACAGCUGGAGGCAGAGGAGAAGCAGCUGGCAGUGGCCGAGAGGAUGGUGGGAGACCUGCAGCGGCAGAGCCAGGAGGUGGCCCCUCUGUCCCUGCGGAGGAAACCGCCUCAGCAGCCCCUGCAUGUGGAUAGCAUCUGUGACUGGGACUCGGGAGAAGUACAGCUGCUUCGGGGUGAGCGGUACACGCUGCAGGACAACUCUGACCCACACACCUGGGUUGUGCAGGGUCCCAAAGGGGAGACCAAGCACGUCCCAGCCGCCUGCUUCUCUGUCCCAGCACCUGACCCUGAGGCCGUGGCCAAGGCCUCCAGGCUGGCCUCGGAGCUGCAAGCUGUGAAGCAGAAACUGGCCACAGUCCAGAGUGGCCUGAAGAUCAGUGCUGUGGAACCCAUGCAGCCAGACCAGCAGGCUCCGACCAGCUCAGCACCGGCAGACCCGCAGGCCCAGAAGCUCCUGACACAGAUGACCCGGCUGGAUGGGGACCUGGCACAGAUAGAGAGGCAGGUGCUGGCCUGGGCCCGGGCCCCGCUGAGCCGCACCUCACCCCUGGAGGACCUGGAGGGGCGCAUCCGCAGCCACGAGGGCACGGCCCAGCGCCUGCAGAGUCUGGGAGCGGAGAAGGAGGUGGCCCAGCAGGAGUGUGAGGCGUUCCUGUCGGCACAGCCCACAGGCCCCUCUGCCCUGCAGCUGCCCGUGGCCCUCAACAGUGUCAAGAACAAGUACAGCGACGUGCAGGUUCUGUGCAACCUCUAUGGGGACAAAGCCAAGGUUGCUCUGGCUCUCGAGCGGCGGAUCCGGGACGCAGACGGGGUCAUCCGGGGCUUUGAGUCCUCCCUGGCCAGGGAGGCCCCUAUCUCCGACGGCCCAGGCGCACUGCAGGAGAGGGUCAGAGAGCUGCAGCACCAGCGCAGGGAGCUGAUGGAGCAGCAGGCCUGCGUGCUAGCCCUGCACCGCGAGCUGAAGGCGGCCGAGCACGCGUGCAGCGCGCUGCGGAACAACUUCCGCGAGUUCUGCCAAGACCUGCCACGCCAGCAGCGCCAGGUGCGGGCCCUCACUGACCGCUACCACGCCGUGGGGGACCAGCUGGACCUGCGGGAGAAGACGGUGUUGGAUGCCAGCCUCACCUACCAGCAGUUCAAGAACUGCAGGGACAACCUGAGCUCCUGGCUGGAACACCUGCCCCGCAACCAGGUGCGGCCCAGUGCCGGGCCCAGCCAGAUGGCCUACAAGCUGCAGGCGCAGAAGAGGCUGGUGCAGGAGAUCCAGGACCGAGAGCGGGACAGGGUCACGGCAUCCUGUCUCUCCCAGGACCUGCAGGCAGCACUCCAAGACUAUGACAUGCAGGCAGACACCUACCGCUGCUCCCUGGAGCCUAGCCUAGCAGUGUCAGCCCCCAAGAGACCCCGCGUGGCUCCUCUGCAGGAGAGCAUCCAGGCCCAGGAGAAGAACUUGACCAAGGCCUUCACUGAGGCUGUGGCUGCACACCAGCAGCAGCUGCACCAGCUGGAGUUUGCCAUCAAGGUUCUGGAGAAGAAGGAGCUCGGUGAGGACAUACAGGUGAUCCACGAUGCAAAGCAGGGGUCUGAGAGCCCAGCGCGAGCAGGGCGGGGGUCAGAGGCACUGAUGUCCCAGCUGGAGGAAGAGAGGAAUCGGGUGGCCCAGGUGCAGCGUGAACUGGAGAAACAGAGGAACCGGCUGCUGCAGCUGAGGACCCAGCGGCCUUUGGAGAGGCUGGAGGAGAAGGAGGUGGUGGAGUUCUACCGGGACCCUCAGCUGGAGACCAGCCUGUCCAAGGUCAAGUCCCAGGUGGAGGACGAGGGCCGGAAACGAGCCGGCCUGCAGGCCGACCUGGAGGCUGUGACCCAGAAGGUCAUCCAGCUGGAGAGCAAGAAGAAAAGCACGCAGCCUCACCUGCUGACCAAGGAGGUCACCCAGAUCGAGCGGGAUCCCAGCCUGGACAGCCAGGCGGCUCAGCUCCACAGCGAGAUCGGGCAGCUCCGGGGAGAGAACUCGGCUGUCUGUGCCCAGCUGGAGGGGCUCAAGCAGGAGCUGCUGGCCCUUGAGCAGAAGGAGGCAAGCGUGCAAGAGAAGGUGGUGGUGAAGGAAGUGGUCAAGGUGGAGAAGGAUCCGGAAAUGGUCAAGGCGGCCCAGGCUCUGAGGCUGCAGGCCGAGGCGGACACGGCACGGAGGAAGGCGGCCGAGGAGACCGGGGCCAAGCUAAGGGCUCGCAUAGAAGAGCUGGAGCGGAUAAUCAGCUCCGUGGAGCCAAAGGUCAUCGUGAAGGAGAUGAAGAAGGUGGAGCGGGACCCUGGCCUCCUCAAGGAGUCCGCCAAGCUGAAGAGCCUCCUGGAGGAGGAGAGGAGCAGGAACGCGGUGCUGGCCGGGGAGCUGACGGAGCUGCGCAGACAGCACAGCGAGGCCAAGGAGCAGAGACCCAAAGUGGAGCCCCGGGAGCAGGUCCUCGAGGUCUUCCGGGUGGACCCGGACACAGAGCAGGAGAUCACGCGGCUCCGGGCGCGGCUCGAGGAGACCAGCGGCCGGCGGCGCAGCGUCGAGAAGGAGGUGGAGCGGCUGCUGGCCGAGCUGGCGGUGCUGAGGGCCCAGAAGCCCACCGUGGAGUACAAGGAGGUGACGCAGGAGGUGGUGCGGCACCAGCAGAACCCUGAGCUGCUGAGGGAAAUCGACCAGCUCAAAGCCCAGCUCAACGAGCUGGUCAACAGCAGCGGCCGUGCCCAGGAGCAGCUCAUCCGACUGCAGGGCGAGCGAGACGAGUGGAAGCGGGAGCGCUCCAAGGUGGAGACCAGGACGGUGAACAAGGAGGUGGUGCGCCACGAGAAGGACCCCGUCCUGGAGAAGGAGGCCGAGCGCCUGCGCCAGGAGGUGCGGGAGGCGGCCCAGAGGCGGCGUGCCGCCGAAGACGCCCUCUAUGAGCUGCAGAACAAGCUCCUGCUGCUGGAGAGGAGGCGGCCCGAGGAGAAGGUGGUGGUGCAGGAGGUGGUGGUCACCCAGAAGGACCCGAAGCUCCGUCAGGAGCACGGCAGGCUGAGCCGCAGCCUGGACGAGGAGGCGGGCCGCCGGCGGCAGCUGGAGCGGGAGGUGCAGCAGCUGCGCGCCAGCACGGAGGAGCGGGAGGGCCUGCUCAGCUUCCGGGAGGACCGCAGCAAGAAGCUGGCCGUGGAGAAGGAGCUGCGGCAGCUGAGCUCGAGGAUCCGGGAGCUGGAGGCGCGGCCGCCGGCGGUGCAGGAGAAGAUCAUCAUGGAGGAGGUGGUCAAGCUGGAGAAGGACCCCGAGCUGGAGAAGUCCACGGGUGCCCUGCGCCAGGCCCUGGACCAGGAGAAGGCCCGCGUGACGGCGCUGCACCGGGAGGCCAAGAACCUGCAGGUGCAGAUCGACGUCCUGCAGGCCGCCAAGUCGCAAGGGAAGACCGUCUACAAGGAAGUGAUCCGGGUGGAGAAGGACCCGGUGCUGGAGGGCGAGCGCUCCAGGGUGUGGGCGCAGCUCACCAGGGAGCGGGCCGCGCGGCAGGGCCAGGAGGAGGAGGCGCGGCGGCUGCGGGAGCGAAUCGACCGGGCCGAGGCGCUGGGCGCGACCUGGGCCCGGGAGGAGGCCGAGCUGCAGAAGGCGAGGGAGCAGGCGGACCAGGCGCGCAGGCAGCUGCAGCGGGAGCUGCGCGAGCUGGAGCAGCGGCGGCAGAAGGUACGGAGCCGGCAGGAGGAGGCGCAGCGACGCGGCCGGCAGCCGGACAGCGAGCGGCAGAGGGCGGCCCCGCGCAGCCAGGAGCUCUCGCAGCUGGAGGCGGCCAUCCUCCGCGAGAAGGACCAGAUCUACGAGAAGGAGCGGGCCCUGAGGGACCUCCACACCCAGGUCAGCCGCGAGGAGCUCAGCCAGGAGACCCAGACGCGCGAGACCAACCUGUCCACCAAAAUCUGCAUCCUGGAGCCCGAGACGGGGAAGGAUAUGUCCCCGUACGAGGCCUACAAGCGGGGCAUCAUUGACCGGGGCCAGUACCUCCAGCUGCAGGAACUCGAGUGUGACUGGGAGGAGGUCACCACCUCGGGCCCCUGCGGGGAGGAGUCGGUGCUCCUGGACCGCAAGAGCGGGAAGCAGCACUCCAUUGAGGCCGCCCUCCGCUGCCGGCGCAUCUCCAAGGAGGAGUACCACCUGUACAAGGACGGCCGGCUGCCCAUCUCCGAGUUCGCCCUACUCGUGGCAGGUGAGAGCAGGCCCUGCCCCGCCCUUUCCAUCGGCUCCAUCAUUUCCAAGUCCCCAGUCGCCUCCCCCGCCCCGCAGAGCGCCAGCUCCUUCUCGCCCGGCUUCUCUCUGGGGCUGGGUGAUGACAGCUUCCCCAUCGCCGGGGUCUACGACACGACCACAGACAACAAGUGCAGCAUCAAGACAGCCGUGGCCAAGAACAUGCUAGACCCCAUCACCGGGCAGAAGCUGCUGGAGGCCCAGGCGGCCACGGGGGGCAUCGUGGACCUGCUUAGCCGGGAGCGCUACUCGGUGCACAAGGCCAUGGAGCGCGGGCUGAUUGAGAGCACCUCCACGCAGAGGCUGCUCAAUGCCCAGAAGGCCUUCACGGGCAUCGAGGAUCCUGUCACCAGGAAGAGGCUGUCGGUGGGCGAGGCCGUGCAGAAGGGCUGGAUGCCCCUGGAGAGCGUGCUCCCACACCUGCAGGCGCAGCACCUGACCGGCGGGCUCAUCGACCCCAAGCGGACCGGCCGCAUCCCCGUGGCCCAGGCUUUGCUCUCCGGGAUGAUCAGUGACGAGCUGGCCAGGCUCCUUCAGGAUGAGGCCAGCUACGAGAGGGAUCUGACGGACCCCCUCUCCAAGGAGCGGCUGAGUUAUAAGGAAGCCAUGGGGCGCUGCCGCAGGGACCCCCUGAGCGGCCUGCUGCUGCUUCCGGCCGCGCUGGAGGGGUACCGCUGCUACCGCUCGGCCUCCCCGGGGCUGGCACACUGCCGACGCUGA
Molecule: messenger RNA, 6119 nt
Organism: Orycteropus afer afer
Lineage: Eukaryota; Metazoa; Chordata; Mammalia; Tubulidentata; Orycteropodidae
Gene: EVPL
Product: envoplakin
Biological process (GO): wound healing; intermediate filament cytoskeleton organization
Cellular component (GO): intermediate filament; membrane; cytoplasm
Molecular function (GO): structural molecule activity; cadherin binding
Source: RefSeq, a predicted model, not a curated record